Abrus precatorius (Indian licorice) is the source of this 3124-nucleotide messenger RNA. Its product is annotated as putative pentatricopeptide repeat-containing protein At3g47840. Lineage: Eukaryota; Viridiplantae; Streptophyta; Magnoliopsida; Fabales; Fabaceae. Gene Ontology annotation, molecular function: RNA binding; protein binding. Bases 159 to 2390 code for a protein of 743 amino acids. Gene Ontology annotation, biological process: RNA modification. The transcript has 4 exons. The record is from RefSeq and is a predicted model, not a curated record.
AAUAUUAGGUUCGAACACACUCUGGAGAGCAAGGUGGCACUGGUGGCAAGCCGGUAGUGAAGAAGCUGCUGUUCUAGCAGUGUCCAUGGCGAAACUUCUUCAAAACGACAUUGUUUUGGUGUUUGGGCUCAGCUAAAGGGAAACAGAGAGGAAGAGAAAUGAAUGGGCAAUUUGCGAAUCCCAGUUUCAUUGUGAAAGUUAGAGAAAGAAUGCACGUUUUCCAGAAAUUCUUUCACGGUUUCUGGGGACGUGUUUGGCUGCAGCGUGCCUAUGCUUCUUCAACUGCUCUCGCAUUCGACCCUUCUUUCUCUAUCUGUUCAGGAACUUCCGCUGAAUGCAGAGAACUGAUCCAGCAACCAAAACUAGAGCAGCUAGGUCAAAUCACCUAUUCUGUUCAUUAUAUGCUUGAACUUAACUCUAGACUGAAGCUACUAGUGAAACAGGGACAACUUUUUAAAGCUAGGAUUAUGUUCAAUAAAAUGGUUUACAGAGAUGAGAUUUCAUGGACCACAUUAAUAGCCGGUUAUGUCAAUGCUUCAGACUCGUAUGAAGCAUUGAUCUUGUUUUCAAAUAUGUGGGUUCAGCCAGGACUUCUAAAAGACCAAUUUAUGAUUAGUGUUGCACUCAAGGCUUGUGCUCUUGGUGUCCAUGUAUAUUUUGGAGAAUUGUUACAUGGGUUUUCAAUGAAAUCUGGCUUGAUAGACUCAGUAUUUGUCAGCAGUGCCCUAAUAGACAUGUACAUGAAAGUAGGCAAAAUAGAACAAGGUUGCAGAGUUUUUGAAAAUAUGACAAGAAGAAAUGUAGUAUCAUGGACUGCCACUAUUGCAGGGCUUGUACAUGCUGGUUGCUGUAUGGAGGGAUUAUCAUACUUUUCUGAAUUGUGGAGAUCAAAAGUGGGCUUUGAUUCACAUACAUUUGCCAUUGCUUUAAAAGCAUGUGCUGAUUCAAGUUUGUUAGGUUAUGGGAAAGCUAUACACACACAAUCAAUAAAACAAGGGUUCAAUGAGGCUUCAUUUGUGAUUAAUACUCUUGUUACCAUGUAUAAUAAAUGUGGGAAACCAGAUUAUGCCAUCCAAUUGUUUGAAAAAAUGAGGAUGCCCGAUGUAGUUUCAUGGACAAACCUUAUUACAACUUACAUACAGAUGGGUGAAGAAGAACAUGCAGUGGAAACAUUUAAAAGAAUGAGAAAAUCAGAUGUCAGUCCCAAUGAAUACACUUUUGCAGGCAUAAUUUCUGCCUGUGCAAAUCUUGCUAUUGUUGAAUGGGGGGAACAAAUACAUGGUCAUGUAUUGCGUCUAGGUGUGGUAGAUUCAUUUUCAGUAGCGAAUUCCAUCAUUACUCUUUAUUCAAAAUGUGGGCUAAUAAAGUCAGCUUCAUUAGUGUUUCAUGGUAUGACUAGAAAAGAUAUUAUUUCUUGGAGCACUAUAAUUGCUGUUUAUUCUCAGGGAGGUUAUGCAAAAGAAGCUUUUGACUAUCUUUCAUUGAUGAGAAGAGAAGGGCCAAAACCAAAUGAAUUUGCUCUUGCUAGUGUGAUGAGUGUUUGUGGAACCGUGGCACUUCUUGAGCAAGGGAAGCAAGUGCAUGCUCAUGUUGUAUGCAUUGGCGUGGAUCAUGAAGCUAUGGUUCAUAGUUCUCUAAUUAGCAUGUAUUCAAAAUGUGGAACUCUAAAAGAAGCUUCAAAAAUCUUUGAUGAGAUUAAAAUUAAUGACAUUAUAUCAUGGACAGCCAUGAUUAUUGGGUAUGCUGAACAUGGUUAUAGCCAACAAGCCAUUAGUUUGUUUGACAAGAUUUCCACUGUUGGUUUAAUUCCAGAUUAUGUGGCAUUCAUCGGGGUUUUGACAGCUUGUAGCCAUGCUGGAUUGGUUGAUCUUGGUUUCUACUACUUCUUGCUAAUGACUAAUGAGUACCAGAUUAGUCCUUCUAAAGAGCACUACGGUUGCAUGAUUGAUCUUCUAUGCAGAGCAGGGCGAUUGAAUGAAGCUGAGGAUAUGAUACGACAUAUGCCAUUCCAUGGUGAUGACGUUGUAUGGUCUACCUUACUCAGAGCAUGUAGAGUUCACGGGGAUGUUGACCGGGCUAGAUGGACAGCUGAACAGAUAUUUCGCUCAGAUCCGUAUUCUGCUGGAACUCACAUUACUCUGGCUAACAUAUAUGCUUCCAAGGGGAGAUGGAAGGAAGUUGCUCAUGUAAGGAAGUUAAUGAAGUCAAAGGGAGUAAUAAAGGAGCCAGGAUGGUCUUGGAUUAAUGUCAAUGAUCAAUUAAAUGCAUUUGUUUCUGGGGACCAGUCUCAUCCACAAAGUGAACAUAUUGCAACCAUUCUGAAAUUAUUAGGUGUUAGUAUAGGAGAUGGUAGGCUUGAAGAAGGUUUUCAAGAUGAUGUUGAAGAUUAGCAAAUAGAUAAAUUCUGCCUCAUUCAUUAUGUCAGUUCUAGAGCAAUGUUUUUUUUUUCUCAGUUUCCAAAUUAUGUAGACAUCAAAUGAUUAUUGUGAAGUGGUUUCCCAAUUCCUACUCAUUUGAAAAUGUCUAGCUUCACAUGGCUUCUGAAAAGUCCUUUCUGGCAAAACAAAAGGUUUGAUUCUUGGACAAUUCCGUGACCCACCGCAACCUCCACUGGAGCCACCUGACUUGGAUUCUGCCAUAGAUGCAGGAAUGGAUUUUUGAGAUGAUACAGAGAGAACAAACAGAAUGGAAUCAAAAAGCCAAAAGGCCAAGACAAGGUCCACACCCGAUAACGCUGUGCACCAAAUCCAACGAUGCAAAAUUGCUGAAAAUGGUUGAAAUCGGGUAGAAAAUGAGUUGAAACAAUCCGAAUUAUUGAUAAACAGGUAGAGAUGAUGAACUCUUGCCCAGUCGUAGCUCUUGAAAUUGUAAGGGAGACGAUUCAAUUUUGAUCAGAAUAUCCACAAUAUGGUAAAACUAGUAUUUCAAAGGAAGUUUUCUUUUCUUUUCUUUUUUCACACAUUCAAACUCGAGACCCAAUUUAAGGGAACCCAUCAAGAGUUGUACAAUCCAGACCAUCCACUCAUUAGUAAUUUUUUGCUUGAUGAAAAUAUGCUUAAUUUUUUGUUUCCAAGAAAUUCUAUACGAAAAUAUUGUAUUUUCAGAAUUUUGGCAUGGACUUUUU